CAAAACAAAACCCUAGUAAAUUCGUCAGAUUUUUUCAAAUUCUCCAUCAAUGGCUGUUUCCACCGAUUCUACCGUUGUUUCUCAAUUUGAACUCAUUGGUCCUCCAUCAACUCACCGCCAAACUUCACCAAAACAAAAUCAAAUCUCAAAACCAGAUGAUACAGCAGUGCCUGAUUCGACUCCUGCUUCUAAUGGUUUCAAAUUUCAACAAUCCAAACACAAAUUCUUCAUCUCAUCUAAGAGGAUUGACAGAGAAUGGAUCAGCAACAUAUGUCUCAAGUGGUAAUCCAUUACUUGAUUUCUUCUUCCAUGUCGUCCCUGAUACGCCACCCGAAAGUGUAACCCAAAGAUUAGAAUUAGCUUGGAAUCAUGAUUCCUUAACAGCAUUGAAGUUGAUAUGUAAUUUGAGAGGUGUUAGAGGGACUGGUAAAUCUGAUAAAGAAGGGUUUUAUGCCGCCGCGUUAUGGCUUCAUAAGAAUCAUCCCAAAACCCUAGCUAUGAAUCUCGAAGCUAUGGAAGAUUUUGGGUAUUUCAAGGAUUUACCAGAGCUUCUGUUUAGAUUGCAUGAAGGGAUUGAUAUCCGAAAUAAACGAAAGACCGAAUGGCAGACUGAGAAGUAUAAUUAUCCAGUUGAUCCAGAGACUCGGAAACGUGUUCGUAGGAAUCCAAAUCAGAAGAAUGUGACAGCGGUACAUAGGAGGUAUCCAAUUCAGAAGAAGGCGGUACCGGAUUCCGAUGAGGUUAAGCCAAAGAAGCAGAAGAGUAGGAAGGAAAAGGAGACUGAGUUGUCGAAAAGAGCACUAGAGAGGUAUGGAAAAGAUACCGAGUAUAAGAACUUGCAUGAUAAAGUAUCUGAUCUUUUUGCCGAGUUUUUAAUCUCCGAUUUGAAGUAUUUGAAUUCCGGUGAGACCGGUAAGAUUAGUUUAGCUUCAAAAUGGUGUCCUUCUUUAGAUUCUUGCUUCGAUAAGGCCACCCUUUUAUGUGAAAGUAUUGCUAGAAGAUUUUUUCCCCGUAGUUCGAAUCCUGACUAUGAAAAUAUUGAAGAGGCUCAUUAUGCUUAUCGAAUUCGUGAUCGUUUGAGGAAAGAAUACUUGGUUCCUCUGUGUAAAGUGUUGGAAUUGCCUGAAGUUUACAUGAGCUCUCAGAUGUGGGAAUCAUUGCCGUAUAAUCGUGUUUCUUCUGUUGCUAUGAAAAAGUACAAGAGAUUCUUUGAAGAACAUGAUCAAGAAAGGUUUAAUGAGUAUUUAGAGAGUGUUAACGAAGGGGAGGCAAAGAUUGCUGCUGGUGCAUUGUUACCUCAUGAGAUCAUAGGUUCUUUGAUUGACGAAGAAUUUUUGUUGGAUGACGAGUAUCUUAGGCGUAAAAAUGCUGAGGAUUGUAAGGUUGCGGAGCUGCAGUGGCGUAGAAUGGUGGAUGAUAUGUCAAAAAUUGGAAAGUUAAAUGACUGUCUUGCAAUCUGUGAUGUAUCUGGUAGUAUGAACGGAACGCCAACGGAUGUCUCUGUUGCUCUUGGUUUGUUAGUAUCAGAAAUUACUCAAGAACCAUGGAAAGGACAUGUUAUCACUUUCAGUGAAAUACCUCAACUGCACAAGAUUGAAGGUGAUGAUUUGAGAUCAAAGACGACACCCGUUAAACGGAUGGCCUGGGGAGAAUCAACUGACUUCCAAAAGGUGUUCGACUUGAUACUGAAAAUUGCAGUGGAUGGGAAAUUGAAGGAAGAUCAGAUGAUAAAGCGUCUUUUUGUUUUUAGCGAUAUGGAGUUCAACGAGUCGAGGUUGGAUUCAGCUGCUAAUGACUGGGAGACUGACUACGAGGUGAUACAGAAUAAGUUUAGGGAGAAUGGAUAUAUGAAUGUGCCUGAGAUGGUGUUUUGGAACCUUCGAGACUCUUCAUCAACUCCUGUGUUGGGUCAACAAAAAGGUGUGGCUUUGGUUAGCGGGUUCUCAAAGAAUAUGAUAAAACCGUUUCUCGAUGGUAAGGAUUUAAAUGAAAUUACACCCGUAGGAAUGAUGGAAAAAGCAAUCUCUGGUCAGGAAUACAGCAAACUUGUUGUAGUUGAUUGAGAACUGAUCUUGUUAUAUCUGUGUGAAAGCAAAUAUGUUCUGUCGCAGGAUAUCUGUUCUCUAAUUGCAAGUUUUCAAAUUAUGCAAUUUUAAAGCAAAUUUUGUUACUUCUCCAAUAAUUUUUACUAUUUUAUUUCAUAAGAUUGAACAAAGGGAUGAAUUGUCAGUUGAUGCUGCGGAACAAAACUGUUAUA
Papaver somniferum (opium poppy) is the source of this 2257-nucleotide messenger RNA. RefSeq lists its product as uncharacterized. The coding region runs from base 156 to 2063 and encodes 635 amino acids. Lineage: Eukaryota; Viridiplantae; Streptophyta; Magnoliopsida; Ranunculales; Papaveraceae. The record is from RefSeq and is a predicted model, not a curated record. The transcript is spliced from 2 exons.